UUCUUCCAUCCACUCCAUCAGUUCUUUGGUUUGCUUUCAAUGGCGCUUUCUUGGGGCUUUUUUGCACUGGUCUUAAUAUUUGCUCUCUCUGGUGUUGAGCCUUCAGCAUGCCAUCAAGUGAAGGGCUCGGUCUCUUGUCUCGAUUGCACUCACCAUGAAAGCCUCUCCGGCCUCAAGGUGGUAGUGAAGUGUGAUAAAGUGAAAAAACUGUCAAUGGCAACAACAGACAACACUGGCUCCUUCGAGACAGAGCUUCCAACUGACUCUUCAGUGCCUUCUUCCAACUGCCUUGCCAAGCUCCUGGGUGGCCCAAGACAGCUCUGCUCCUACAAGAAAAACCUGGUCUCUAAGAUAGUGAAGGCCCAUGAGACUGAUGCCUAUACCAUCUCUACUCCUCUCAACUUCUACACUUCAUGCUCUCAAGAGUCCAAGAACCCAUCAUCACCAUCUUCUUCAUCUUCAACUCAAACACCAGAGAUAGGGUCCUCAAAGACUAUUAAUAUACCCCUACCACCAGAGUGGGGCCUUGCACCAUCUAGUUAUUAUUUUCCUUUCUUACCCAUCAUAGGGAUACCUUAACUAUUAUCUAUUCCUGUAUGUCUCUAAGUAUGUAAGGAGAAGAAACCUAAAUAAAAGUUAGUAUAUUUGUGCUGUGUGUUGUAUGUGGAGAUUUUGAUAACUAAACUUUUAGUAGUUCUUUCCCUUGUAUUAGUGUCAUAUGAAGCACUUGUGAUAAGAAAUUUCUUUCUACUAUUAGAAAUUACGAGUAA
This is a messenger RNA of Nelumbo nucifera (sacred lotus), 770 nucleotides long. RefSeq lists its product as uncharacterized. NCBI's taxonomy places the organism in Eukaryota, Viridiplantae, Streptophyta, Magnoliopsida, Proteales, Nelumbonaceae. The record is from RefSeq and is a predicted model, not a curated record.